This is a messenger RNA of Myxocyprinus asiaticus (Chinese sucker), 2109 nucleotides long. RefSeq names its product nei-like DNA glycosylase 1 (gene neil1). Gene Ontology annotation, molecular function: zinc ion binding; DNA N-glycosylase activity; DNA-(apurinic or apyrimidinic site) endonuclease activity. Gene Ontology annotation, biological process: base-excision repair. Gene Ontology annotation, cellular component: nucleus. The coding region runs from base 105 to 1433 and encodes 442 amino acids. Lineage: Eukaryota; Metazoa; Chordata; Actinopteri; Cypriniformes; Catostomidae. The record is from RefSeq and is a predicted model, not a curated record. The transcript is spliced from 11 exons.
CUCCCAUGAUGCACCCGUUCCGUUUCAUAUACUUUGUACAGCUCGCACAUUUCCGGAGAUAAUAAGCUUCUGCAACAAAGCCUGUCUUUAUUUCCUGUUCAAGAAUGCCUGAGGGUCCCGAGCUCCAUUUGGCCAGCCUGUUUGUCAACAGGAUGUGUGAAGGAGUUGUGUUUACCGGAGCUGUGGAGAAGUCUGAAGUGAACAAAAGUCCUGAGGUUCCAUUCUGCUGCGAUGCCUACUGCAUCAAAGCCCAAUCCAGAGGAAAGGAGGUCAGACUCACACUUACACCCAUUAAGGGUGAAAAUGACAAUAAACGCAAGGUUAGUAAAGAUCAGUCCCAGCAGCCGAUGAAUGUGGUUUUCCGGUUUGGGAUGUCUGGGUUUUUCCGCUUCACUGCAGUAGAUGAUCUUCCAAAACAUGCCCAUCUCCGGUUCUACACUAAUGAGACCCCACGCAAAGUUCUGAGUUUUGUGGAUGCCCGCAGAUUUGGUAGCUGGCAACCAAAUGGAAUGUGGCAACCAAACAGAGGGCCUUGCAUCAUGUUUGAGUAUGAGAGCUUCAGGGAGAAUGUUCUUUCAAAUCUCUCUGACAAGGCCUUUGACAGACCAAUCUGUGAGACGUUGUUAAAUCAGAAGUAUUUCAACGGGAUUGGAAACUAUCUUCGAGCAGAGAUUUUGUACAGAUUACGAAUCCCCCCGUUUGUGAAGGCACGGACAGUUCUGGAGGGACUUGAACCAGUAGAUGAGGAGAAAAAGAAAGUCAAAAAGGAAAUGACAGUUUCAGAGACAGCAGAGAAGGGGAUAGAAGCUGAGACCCCAGACCUUCUCUCCUUGUGCCACACUGUCCCUUUGGAGGUGGUGAAAUUGGGUGGAAAGGGCUAUGAUCCAGAAAAGGCGGAUUAUUCCACUUUUCAAGCCUGGCUGCAGUGUUACUGUGUGGAUGGAAUGAAUUCAACAUGGGAUCACAACAGGCGGACAAUGUGGUUCAAAGGUGAUCCUGGUCCAAUGGCCCCCAAAGAUUCCAAGUCUCCCAAAGCAAAGUGGAAAAUACAAAAAGAUGAUCAUGAUUACACUGAAGCAAAGAAAACCAAAAGGAAAUGGACUGACAAAACUGCAGAUGAAAAGCCGGUCAAGCAAACUGCGAGCAAGAGAGUAAAGAAGGAAAAUAAAACAUCCAGAACACGAAGUGGCUCAAAAACACUGAAAAGCAGCAAAAAGAGAGUCAAGGCAGAACCCGCAGAUGAGAAUAAAAAAACGAAAACAUGUAGAAAGAGCUCAAAAGUUCCUAUGAGGACAAGAACUAACAAAAUUAAAGGCCAAAAUGGGGAGGAAAAGAUAAAAGAAAAGAAGAAAUCUGUCACCUGCAGGAAGAACAGAACAAAAGCAAAGCCUCAGCGGGGAAGUAGCGGUGCAAAACGAGGGCGCUCCAGAUGAUGGGACUCCAAUCAGAAUACUUUUCAAAUGGGAGACACUACUAUAUUGGACCAUCCAGAUUAUAUUCUGUAGUCAUUUUAUAAUCAAUUUCUUUAAAGAAAAUAGAAGUUUUAUACACAGUAUGUUUGUAAUGUGACACUGCUCAGUCAACAAUCUUGACAAUUUUUCUUAGUUUUUAAUGUCGCAUACAAUUGAUUAAAGACAAAAUGAUAGGAAAUGAAAUAAAAACAGAAUUUAGUAAAUCUUAAAUUGUAAUUUAUUCAUUUAAUAUGUACAAAAAAUGGAAAAAGGUUAAUUCAAGGUUUUUUACUAUGUGAAAAUGUGUACAGAAUGGAAUAGAAGACAAUUUGCCAAAGUGACUGCAGUUACACAGGGGUUGAAAAUGCAAAUUAAUUGUUCAAUUUGAAAUUUCAAAUACCUCCAUCAAAGUAUGUUAACAUUUUUCAGUUACAAAUAUUUAAAUUCAUUAUGGCUUUGUUCCACUUCCUGUGCUGAUUUUUCAGAUAAUAUUCCAAAUUUUUGGCACUAUAUUUCAGAUAUAAAAAAAUGUGGAAUGCUGCAAAGUAAAUUUAUACAUGUUAAAUUAAAUGUUUAAUGGAGCUCAAAAUACUAUACUCUUGUCCGUAGCUGAAAUCAUAAUCAAAUUAUAGAAAAAGUUCUACAUGUUUAUAAAAUG